Molecule: messenger RNA, 1200 nt
Organism: Parnassius mnemosyne (clouded apollo)
Lineage: Eukaryota; Metazoa; Arthropoda; Insecta; Lepidoptera; Papilionidae
Source: the annotation of a GenBank genome assembly
AUGUCACUGCAAAAUGAAACAGCUGUGAAUGGACAACAAAUAAGUGACUUAUUUGCAAAAUACUUUCAUUCCACAUUUUCCUCUCCGUACGGUAAUUUUCAUGCUGGUCAUAUGACUAUUAAAGAGUUAAACAUUCCGAACUCAGUUAGUUUGAAUACCAUAUGUAUUAAUAAAACUAAAAUCAAUAAAUUACUUAAGUCAUUGGAUCUCAACAAAUCGGGUGGGCCGGAUCUUAUACCACCUAUUUUUAUAGUUAAUUGUUGCAAAGAGCUUUCGGAACCUCUGUUCAUUCUCUUUAAGCGAUCGAUAGCUGAAGGUGUUGUUCCCAAAAUUUGGAAGCAGGCAUACAUCACACCUGUUCAUAAAAAAGGGAACACCACAAAAAUAGAAAAUUACCGGCCUAUAUCAAAACUAUGUUUAUUUGCUAAAGUAUUUGAAAAGGUAGUAUAUCAACAAGUGUACAAUUCUAUUUCCCCUAUACUUAGCGAUGCCCAACAUGGAUUUCUUAUAAAAAGAUCAACUGUUACUAAUCUGAUCCUUACAAAUAAUUACAUUUCAAAAGGUAUGGACAUUGGACUCCAAGUUGACUGUGUUUAUACUGACUACAGUAAAUGUUUCGAUCGAAUAGAUCAUCAAAUCCUUUUAAAAAAAUUGGCAAUGUCAGGUAUACAUGGAGAUCUUCUGCGAUGGUUCUCCUCUUAUAUUGAAAAUAGGUCACAAGCAGUAGUGCUUAAUGGGUUUAUGUCCACUUGGCUACCGGUUCCUUCAGGCGUACCUCAAGGCUCUCUGUUGGGCCCCCUACUAUUUAUUAUCUUUGUGAACGAUAUAGAGAAGUGUUUCUUGUACUCCAAAGUACUCUCAUAUGCUGAUGAUAUGAAAAUACUUAAAUUCAUCUCUAGCACAGAUGAUACUAUGUUAUUGCAAUCAGACUUGGAAAGAUUUGAAACAUACUGCAAUAUAAAUAAACUAGAUUUAAAUGUAUCUAAAUGUUUUUUUGUGUCCUUUACAAGGAAAAGCGAUACAAUCAAUGGCGGCUAUCACUUGAAGGGUACCUCUUUGGCUAGAGUAUAUGAAGCUUGUGAUCUUGGAAUAAUUCAAGGUUCUAAACUUAUCUAUGACAAGCAUAUAUCUAGCAUUAUAACUAGGGCAUUAAAGCCAUGGGACUUGUCAUCCGCUGUUAUUGUGCCUUCAACAGCCUAA